Messenger RNA from Cinara cedri, 1610 nucleotides. The record is from the annotation of a GenBank genome assembly. Lineage: Eukaryota; Metazoa; Arthropoda; Insecta; Hemiptera; Aphididae.
CGAUUGUUUUUGAUAUCACUAAAUACGCGUUGCAAUUUGUUUUCUUUCCGUCGUUGAACAUUUCAGAAUAUAUACUGUUCAAGUCUAAGUGACAUAUCAUUUUUUUUUUCAUAACUUAUUCGCCAAAUUCAUCAUGGUAAGUAUCAUUUUAUGCAAUAUAAUUAAGUUGCUUUAAUUUAAUACCUAUAAUAUUACAAUCAUUGUUCUCUUUAGUCAUUGUACUGCAUUUUUCUAACCUCCAUCCCUUUCUUGCCACAUGGUUCAUGUUCCAAAUCCAAACAACGUUACUCGUUGGUAUCUGUUACGAAGAGACUAAAUAUUUUUUACAUUUAUACAAUAUUCCAUCAAUACUAACUAUAAUGAUUAUUCAAAUAUUGUGGUUAGUGGUCUGACAUUUUAUUCCUACCUAUGGUUAAAAUUAAUAUUGAUUUUAUCUGAGAAUUCUGUAAAAUUCAAUACUUUAGAUGUUAUUAGUUUAAUUUCAAUUAAAAUAGUGUCAAUUAUACAAUAUUCACUAUGAUUUGUUAUAAAUAUUAUUUUCUUAAUUUUUAAACUACUACUAAGCAAUUAGUAUCUAGCUGUAAUUUCUAAGUGGUUAAAAAAGAAAAAACUUAAUAUUGAAUUUAAUGAUGAAUCUUAUGUUCUGAUCAUUUUAAUGAAUGAAUAUUAAGGGACGUAAUUCUGAAAAAGUACAAUGUUAAAAUAAAUUUAAUUUAAUGAUGAAUCUUAUGUUCUGAUCUUUUUAAUGAAUGGCUAUUAAGGGACGUAAUUCUGAAAAAAAAAAAAUUGGUUAUCUAUUUUAAAAUUUAUUUUGUGUUCUAGUAUCAGGAUUUAAAAUUAAAUAACUUUCAAGUAAUCUAUUAUAUCGGCUGUUUUUAGCAAAAAUGUGUAGAUAUAUAUUUAAUUUUUUAAAAUUGGGUAAUGGUUUAACAUUUUUUAUUUUGUAGCCCCAAGAAAUCAAAGAAAUCAAAGAUUUUCUGCUGAAGGCCAGAAGGAAGGAUGCUAAAUGUAAUUAUUUGUUUUAUAUUCUAUACAAUUUAUAUGUUAUAUUUAUGCACUUAUUUAAUCUAAACUUUAAAAUAUAUUUAAAUAUAUUACACAGUAUAUUUUGAACUUUUGAAUAGUAAAAACAAUUUGUUUAAGUAAGAAAGUGACGAAUAAUAAAAUCUUUAUUUCAUCAUUUUAAAGUUUUAUUUUUCAAUAUUAUUACCUAUUUAUUUUUAAAUUAAACCAGAUUCCUUGUUAAAAAUUCUAUUAAUUAACUAAUUUUUUGUUUGAAUGUAUAGCUGUCAAGAUCAAGAAGAACAUUGAAAAUGUCAAAUUCAAGGUUCGUUGUUCUCGAUUCCUUUACACCUUAGUCAUCACAGACAAAGAAAAGGCAGAGAAACUUAAACAAUCACUACCGCCUGGUAAGAAAUUAAAAUCAAUUUUAAAUUUGACUGGUUCAAAAAUUGAUUAAAUUUUUUAUAUUAUAGGUCUUCAAGUAAAGGAGAUUAAAUGUAAAAAAAUGAAUGUCGAUGAUAAAGAGAAAAAAUGAUAAGGUUGCUGUGAAUAUACAUUAUAAAAUAUAAUUAAACUUAUUUACAUGUAAAUUGUGUUUUCAUUUUUGU